CAAGUAUCUAUCGACCAAACAUUGGAUUGUAGGUUAGAUUCGGCGCUAAAUAUUUUGUAAAAUAAUAUCUCGUAAAGUGAUAGAUUAAAAUAAAAUGGAGUUCAACAAAUAAAAAGCGGCAAUUUAUUAUCUCAGAUUUGACAAGAAAAUAGAAGAAAAGCUUUAUCUCAAGAUAUCAAGGAAAAUUGUCAAAGCAGUGUAAUCUUCAAAGAACUUCAAAAUGUUCAAGAACACUUUUCAAAGCGGAUUCUUAUCCAUUCUUUACAGCAUUGGCAGCAAGCCACUGCAAAUCUGGGAUAAAAAGGUGAGGAAUGGACAUAUCAAGAGGAUCACCGACAAUGACAUUCAGAGUCUCGUCCUGGAAAUAUUAGGCAGCAAUGUUAGCACAACGUAUAUCACAUGUCCUGCAGAUCCAAGGAAGACCUUAGGUAUAAAGUUGCCUUUUUUGGUGAUGAUUAUCAAGAAUCUAAAGAAAUACUUCACAUUUGAAGUUCAGAUAAUCGAUGACAAAAAUGUACGUCGCCGAUUUCGCGCCAGCAAUUAUCAGUCCACCACAAGGGUGAAACCAUUUAUCUGUACUAUGCCAAUGAGACUGGAUGAUGGAUGGAAUCAGAUACAGUUUAAUUUAGCUGACUUCACCCGCCGGGCCUAUGGAACGAAUUAUGUAGAAACAUUGAGAGUCCAAAUCCACGCUAAUUGCAGGAUACGGCGAGUCUACUUUUCAGAUCGAUUGUAUUCUGAGGACGAGUUGCCAGCAGAGUUCAAAUUAUUCCUGCCCAUUCAAAACAAGGCAAAAUGUUAAAAAUUAGUAAAUUUAGUAAAAAAGACAUGCACUUUCUAUAAAAAAUAUUGUAAUUAAGUACUGAAGAAUAGUUUAAAUCACUUUUGCAACGUAAAACGUAAUUUUACAUAUUGAUAACAUGCCUUUAAUCGACAUUUUGUCCGAAAAAUUAUAUGUAAUAUAUAUUCACUGUAAAACAAUAGAAAAUAUUACUUUUCAAAAUGUAUAUUUCUUCAAAAUUUUUUACUUAGUAAGCUGUAGAUGUUACAUGUUUAU
Linepithema humile (Argentine ant) is the source of this 1057-nucleotide messenger RNA. It is a transcript of the gene Bug22, whose product is annotated as cilia- and flagella-associated protein 20. Gene Ontology annotation, cellular component: ciliary basal body; motile cilium. NCBI's taxonomy places the organism in Eukaryota, Metazoa, Arthropoda, Insecta, Hymenoptera, Formicidae. Gene Ontology annotation, biological process: cilium assembly; positive regulation of cell motility; regulation of cilium beat frequency involved in ciliary motility. The record is from RefSeq and is a predicted model, not a curated record.